Molecule: messenger RNA, 3854 nt
Organism: Gadus chalcogrammus (walleye pollock)
Lineage: Eukaryota; Metazoa; Chordata; Actinopteri; Gadiformes; Gadidae
Gene: morn2
Product: MORN repeat containing 2
Exons: 5
Coding region: 246-668 (140 amino acids)
Source: RefSeq, a predicted model, not a curated record
GCUGUUUACUCUGAGCAGAGGACUUUGUUUCAUUUCUGAAGAAAUACUUGGUGGUGUAUACCCUCCUAUAACCUGUUUUUUAUCCUUUAAGCUCUUCAUCAAGUCUAUAUCGUUAGUUACUUUGCAUAAUCAGUCUGCAAUCUGGUUCCACUAAAACCAUUAAGAACAUAUGAUGUCACCAGGAAGGUUUUAAGGUGUGUCCUCCUGACAGACCGCGUGCCAGCAGCAGGAGCCGGGAGAUCAGGAUGUCAGAGGAGAGUGGACUUUCAGACGAAGGUCCACGGAAAGUGUCCUACAUUUUCCCGAAUGGGGACAGUUAUGAAGGAGAAAGCAUUAAAUCUGAAUCAGGAGUAGUGAUGAGAAGUGGGCCGGGCACACAGAGUUCAGCCAAUGGCGUCGUGUAUACCGGAGAUUGGCAGGAGGAUCAGAUGAACGGCAGAGGAACCGUAGCCUACGCUUCGGGGGCGAUCUACGAAGGGGAGCUUAAGGACAACAGGUACCACGGUAGAGGGACCUACACCUUCCCAGACGGGUCCAAGUACACGGGCGCCUUCUUCAACAACAGGCUGGAAGGAGAAGGGACUUUCACAUGCCCAAAGGGAUUGGUUUGGACUGGAGAUUUCCAUGGCAAAGCAGCACUAGGCCUCAAACUGCAACAUAAUUUCUGACACACAGACAUACACACAUUUGGAUAUGGUUUCGGGGGAGGUAAUGCCCAAUGCGCCUAGUAAGUAAUCUCAGACAUGAAUAAAGCCAUGAAGAAUAAGACCUUGCCUAUGGCAGGCAAGUGUACCGGAUGCGAGUGGACUGCCACUGCAGGUCAAUAAUUUUGCAUGAAAAAACCUCAUUUGGAUUUUGAUUAACUUCCACACCGGCAUGUUUAAUAGAGGAAGCCUCGACACCAAUUACAAUUCUCCAUCUUAUAAGGACAAAUUGCAUUAUUCGUCAAUGUUUUAUUUUCUUAACCCAAUUUGGAUUUUGUACGUUUUUGUUAAGGUAACAAAUGUAUUUGUUAAACAGUAGUUUUGUAAACACUGUUUUAUCCACGCUGUGAGUUCUAUCCUCUCAUGGUGCUUGUAUUAACUUACCAUGAGAGGAAAUGUACUGUAGAAUGGAUGCCAGUGCAUUAGCACUUUAAUCCCCCGCAGUCCAAUCAGAUGAGGCAUAGAAUAUGCCUGUAACCAACCAACAUCUGUAUGCUAACCACUCACUCAUCACCCGGAGGGGUGUGUGUGUGUGUGUGUGUGUGUGUGUGUGUGUGUGUGUGUGUGUGUGUGUGUGUGUGUGUGUGUGUGUGUGUGUGUGUGUGUGUGUGUGUGUGUGUGUGUGUGUGUGUGUCUCCACGAUCCCGCUAUUCUUUGCUGGAAAAUAAUUGUUAACAGUGUCAUAGAUAUCAGUGUCUUAUUAAUUGCCUCACAUAGGCCCAUACAUUUUAGAAUCUUCAUUAAUUUAUCAGUUGAACUGAAUACGCCUUUCUGUCUAGCCGUGGCACCUGUGCACUCUUCAUGAGACACUGACAUAUAACAGUUAAUAAAACACAAUACAAAACAUCAAACGUAAUUUGGACAAACCUUUUUAAUUGAAGCAGCUCCGAUAUUUUCCUUCUGAGUAAUCAUAUAUUAUUCAUCAGUCAUUGCACAUAACCCUGAACAUAUUCACUGUAUUAAGCUAACCUUGGUAUAUGUGAAACUGCAAAAUAAAUUAAAAAAACACAAUAAAUGCACACAUAUAGUAGUAGGAUUAUUAAUAUGAUGCUUAAAACAUCCAAGCACCAUACCAAGAAAACUCCAUUUGUAAUGAUUGUACAAGUUUCAGGUAGUAAAAAAUAAAAAGGUCUUGUAUUGCGAAACACAAAUAUUUUUUUGAUGUGGACAGCCUUUGAACAAGGCCUCCAUGAUGAACACCGCCUACUGGAGGCUGUACUUUAAAACACACAAAAAUAAACAACUAUCCAUUAUGGCACUCAAAUUUGGCACGUUUAAAAAAACGAAAAGUCGGUGUAACAUACUUACAAGUAUAAGUCUACAAACUCAACAAUAUAUGGUAUCCAGUGUCUCUAUGACCCUGUGCGAGUAUCACACAAUACAAUCUGAAGUUGAUCCUACAAACAGUUAUCUAGGGACACGAGUGUGUGGAUCCCAGGUAUACAACGAGAAAGGAUAACCGAUAUUGAAUAUCGUGGAAGCUUUUUAAAAACCGUCAUAUCAUCGUACCGCCGCUAACCUGAGAAGCUAGAAAAUAUCUCUAUUAUUUUCCAGGAUAUUGCCUUUCAGAGAGAAACAGACACUGGUAAAAUUCUCUUAAUUCCACAUCAAACGCAAAAAAAUAUAAAAUGUAUUAUUGUGCUGGAACCAUUGUUAGACACAAAACCGUAAAUGUAAAAGUGAUAUUCAACAGCUAUUCCAAAGAACAGAUUAAAAUGCAGCCAUGCACUUUUGUUCAUACACAGAAGCUCAAGUCAAUAUUCAAUGUAGAAAUAACCAUUCUAUAAAACAAAUUUGACAAAUCUUCCAACAAGCCGAGAGAAACUACCAAAUAGACUUUAGCAAGGAUACAAAACAGAAACCAUAGAUCUUUUUGUAUGUGCUUAUUCAUUUCAGUGGACGAAACUUCCAGAAACUCAUUAGAAAACUAGAGAAAAACCAUUCUGACCAUCAACACUUUAUUUAGGUAGGUUGGAGUUGUUUUUUAAAGGAGUAAAAAUCUCAGUCAGUAAAGACUUUUCAGAGAUUUCAUAAAAACACAAACAGCACCAUUUUGUUUGACAGAGUGUGUUCUUCUCAGCUUGGGGAGGGGUGGUUAAUUGCCCACCAAGGCCACUUGGAGCUUGGGUAAGUUAUCGUGCCGUUGCCAGGCCGACCGGUAAGCAGGAUAGCGAGAUAAUGGCCGGGUAAGGGGCGAGACAGACUCCUGUACCUUCCAGCGGACAUCUUUCAGUCAAGAAUCACUUUAGGGCAGAUAAAUCAAUAAUCUAUAUUUAUGCAUAUACAAAAACAUGAAAAUUAUGUCCCAUGCUUACACAAUAAACUCUAUCGAGGCUGUCAGAAUUAGAAUACAUAUAUUAUUGUAUUAUGCUAGUAAUGUACAAAAUAAAAUAUGAUAAGGUGGAGGAAUUCUGUCUAGCCUACCCCUAUGUUCAGGAGUAGUUUAGGUCCCCUUUAACCUAUUCAUCCUCAAAUACAUAAACUUACUGAUGGUAUAUACAGUAUAUAUCUAUUGGGUGUCCAAUUAUUAGCUUAUUUGUGUUCAUCAAAACUAUCUUAAAUGGUGAGUUCCCAAAGAAGUCCUGUUUUAAUAAAGAUUUAAGAAAAGCUUUCACAUCAGUGAAUUCGGAGCAAAAAAAUGCCAUGGCUGCAGUGAAUAUAAAUAACACAUUACAAACAAACGACGCCAUUCAACGGUCAUAAAAAAAUGACAAUAAAUACAAAAAACUGAACAGCUUAAUCAAACCGCUUUAAAGCACACACGCACACAGUUAUACAAAUAAACCCAACUACAUAUCAAGAAGGAAGUAUGUGUCGUUUGAAGUCAGCUUCAACGUUUAAGAAAAUUACUUUAGUGAUUACGGUUAUUAUUAGAUAUUAUAUUAUUGUGUGUAACUGUUGCAGAUCCUUAGCUGCUACAACAUUUCCGUUCUUCGCUGGUCAACCUGUUCUCAAAGUAGUCGUCGGCACAAGCUUUAUCCAACUUGGUGUGUGUUCAGUAGGUCCCCACACUCUCUCUCUCACCUGAAUCGACUCUCUCUCCCUCAUGUUGUGUCUCUCUUUAAACUUACCUCUCCCCCCUCCCCUUCAGUUUCUCCAGCAAAUGGAAAAGUCUCUCUCUCCCUCUCCCUCUCUCGCUCUCUCUCCCUC